Messenger RNA from Psammomys obesus (fat sand rat), 5391 nucleotides. RefSeq names its product collagen type XXIV alpha 1 chain (gene Col24a1). The record is from RefSeq and is a predicted model, not a curated record. NCBI's taxonomy places the organism in Eukaryota, Metazoa, Chordata, Mammalia, Rodentia, Muridae. The transcript is spliced from 60 exons. Gene Ontology annotation, molecular function: extracellular matrix structural constituent. Bases 1 to 5193 code for a protein of 1730 amino acids.
AUGCAUUUAGGAGCCUACAGGACAAGGCAUGGAAAGGUCUCCCCCACCACAAAAACGAAACCACUUCUUCGUUUCAUUGUACUAUGUGUGGCGUGGAUCACUGUUCGUGCGCAGGGGCAAGGCAUAGAUAUUCUUCAUCAACUAGGCCUUGGAGGCAAAGAUGUAAGAUACACGUCAUCAGUGAUGGCUGUGCCGUCAUCCCCACCAUUCCCUCAGGGGGUCCAUUUCACAGAAUGUGGUGUCAUCUUGAAAAAUAAUGCAUUCAUUGAGUCACCUCUCGCGAACAUUUUGCCAGUUAGCUUAAGGCAGCCACUAACAAUACUGAUUGCGUUGCAAUCACGUAAAGCGAACAAUGCCUUUCUCUUCAGCAUUCGGAAUAACAAUCGACUGCAAUUAGGAGUGCAGCUGCUACCUAAGAAACUAAUGGUGCAUGUUGGAGGAAAGCAAUCAGUAACUUUCAACUACAGUGUCCAUGACGAACGAUGGCACGCAUUUGCCAUCACUGUUAGCUACCGAGUUGUCUCCAUGUUUGCUGAAUGUGGAAAGAGAUAUUUCAGUGGAGAGACUCCUUCCGAAGUUCAGACCUUUGACCUUCAUGGUGUGUUUACCUUGGGAAGUAUGAAUAAUAAUUCUGCCCACUUUGAAGGGACGGUGUGCCAGCUGGACAUCAUUCCUUCCACAGCAGCAUCGGCCGACUAUUGCAGAUACGUGAAACAGCAGUGCCCCCCAGCAAACACAUCCCAAGAGGAAACAAUCCUCCCUCACACGGCAGUAACUCCAACCAGACACCCUGAGCACACGCCCUUGCCCAAAGGAGUUGGUGAAACAGAAUUGCCACAGAAGACAUUCACAGAACACACUCCCUUGCCCAAAGCACUUGGUGAAACAGAAGUGCCACAGAAGACAUGCGCAGAUGGCAAAAGCAUUCCAAAUAACAGAAAUAAUAGUUCUGCCACAGUACAUGAAAGCCAAGAGCACCAGACACCAAGGUCUCAUUUGAUUUCUUUCCAUCCAGGAAACAUCUCGGCUGUGACUCUUCCAAACUACAGAGUUCAAGCUCAAGAAAUCACCACUCGGGAAGAGACAGAUUUAAACCUGCCACUGUCCCAUCACCACUCUAAUGAGACCAGAAUGAGUACAGAGGAGAGAUCUAGUCCUCCCUUAGCUGGAUCAGAUGACGUCACCCACCACGAGGAGGAAGCAGCUGGUCUGCCCCUGCCUAAGAAGGCACCAUCUAGGAUUGCACACACGAAGCAAGACACAAUGACUAAUCUCAAGGCUCUCUCAGCCAGUCUACACACCAACGAACUGAUGGAAAUGGAACGGGUUCUAAAUACCACCUUGUACAAAGUGACACAUGGGACCUCUGUGGAAAACCACCUUGAACUAAAGAAGGAAGAUGAACUUUACCCAGAUGCUACUUAUCCCAGUGAAAAUAGCUAUGAAACCCAACUUUAUGGUUAUUAUUAUUACGAGGAUUAUAAUGCAAUGCUUGACAUGGACUAUCUGAGAGGGCCAAAAGGGGAUGCUGGACCUCCCGGUCUCCCUGGUCCGAUGGGAAUCCCAGGUCCACCAGGCAAGAGAGGCCCACGGGGUAUUCCGGGACCCCAUGGAAAUCCUGGGCUACCUGGGUUGCCAGGUCCGAAGGGCCCCAAAGGAGAUCCUGGGUUGUCCCUAGGCCAAGCUGCUUCUGGAGAAAAGGGUGACCAAGGUCCUUUUGGUUUAGUGGGGGCCCCUGGCUUCCAAGGUGAAAAGGGUCUCAAAGGACAUCCAGGCCUCCCCGGACUCCGAGGUGAACAAGGAAUCCCAGGACUCCCUGGUAGCAUUGGCUCACCUGGCUACCCUGGCAGGCAGGGGUUAGCCGGACCAGAAGGUAACCCAGGCCCUAAAGGAGUCCGAGGUUUCAUUGGCUCUCCUGGAGAGGCAGGACAGCCGGGACCUGAAGGAGAAAGGGGCUCUCCUGGGAUCCAUGGGAAGAAGGGUCUGAAGGGAAGACAGGGAUUUCCGGGUGACUUUGGAGACAGAGGCCCUGCCGGUCUGGAUGGCAGUCCUGGGCUUGUAGGUGGCAUUGGACCCCCUGGAUUUCCUGGCAUUAGGGGAAGUGUUGGUCCCGCAGGACCAAUUGGACCUCCAGGAGCUCCUGGCCCAAUGGGCCUUUCAGGAAAUAGAGGACCACCUGGAAUCAAAGGUGAUAAGGGUGAGCAAGGCAUGGCGGGAGAGCCAGGAGAACCUGGGUAUCCUGGAGACAAGGGCACCAUUGGGUCGCCAGGACCGCCAGGGAUAAGAGGAAAGUCAGGACCUUCAGGACAACCAGGUGAUCCAGGACCCCAGGGACCACCUGGCCCUCCAGGACCAGAGGGCUUUCCAGGAGACAUUGGGAUUCCUGGACAAAAUGGACCUGAAGGACCAAAGGGACACCUUGGAAGCAGAGGGGCCCCUGGGCCUCCAGGUCUGAAAGGAGCUCAGGGAGAAGAAGGAUCAAUUGGGCCCUUUGGAGAACUAGGAUCAAGGGGAAAACCAGGUCGAAAAGGGAAUAUGGGUGAACCAGGGCCAGAAGGCUUGAAGGGAGAAAUAGGAGACCAAGGAGAUAUUGGGAAAAUUGGCGAAACAGGUCCUGUUGGUUUGCCUGGAGAAGUAGGGGUAACUGGAAGCAUUGGUGAAAAGGGAGAGCGUGGAAGUCCAGGCCCACUUGGUCCCCAGGGGGAAAAAGGUGUCAUGGGCUACCCAGGUCCUCCUGGGGCUCCAGGACCACUGGGCCCAGUGGGCUUACCUGGUCUUGUUGGGGCAAGAGGUGCACCUGGGAGUCCGGGCCCUAAAGGACAAAGAGGACCCAGAGGACCAGAUGGCCUCCCAGGAGAUCAAGGUGGACAUGGUCCCAAGGGUGAAAAAGGAACUCAAGGAAAAAGAGGGCUUCCAGGUCUUACUGGUAAGGCUGGAAGCCCUGGGGAGAGGGGCGUUCAAGGAAAACCAGGCUUACAAGGAAUCCCUGGCAGCUCAGGAGACAGGGGGCCUGCCGGAGAACCAGGGCCACGAGGACUGCCUGGUAAUGCUGGACUUCCUGGAGAGAUGGGUGUGGAGGGACCUCCAGGCACUGAGGGAGAAUCUGGCCUGCAAGGUGAACCAGGAGCUAAGGGAGAUGUUGGACCUGCUGGAAGUGCUGGAACAGUUGGGGAGCCAGGGUCACGCGGUGAACCAGGAGCUCCUGGAGAAGAAGGUCUCCAAGGAAAAGAUGGAUUAAAGGGGGCUCCUGGAGGAAGAGGACUUCCUGGAGAAGAUGGAGAAAAAGGAGAGAUGGGCUUACCAGGAACAGCAGGGCCCUUGGGUACACCAGGUCCAAUGGGUCUUCCAGGACCUGAAGGAAAUGUGGGAACCCCAGGACAAAGAGGUCGACCAGGGAAAAAGGGUGAUAAAGGACAAAUAGGACCCAUGGGAGAAGUCGGAAGCAGAGGCUCCCCUGGACAAGUUGGGGGAAGCGGCCCUAAAGGUGCCAGAGGAACUAGAGGUGCUGUGGGCCCAUUAGGAUUGAUGGGACCUGAAGGAGAACCAGGGAUCCCAGGAUACAGAGGUCAUCAAGGUCAGCCAGGACCCUCUGGAUUGUCAGGACCUAAAGGAGAAAAGGGCUACCCAGGAGAAGACAGCCAAGUCUUAGGACCUCCUGGGCCCCGAGGUGAACCAGGACCAGUAGGGGAACAAGGAGAGAGAGGAGAGCAUGGUGACGAGGGCUAUAAGGGCCAUGCGGGUGUGCCAGGACUCAGAGGUGCCAGUGGACAACAAGGGCCACCAGGUGAACCCGGCGACCAGGGUGGACACGGACUGAAAGGAGAGAGAGGAUCUGAAGGUCCCAAGGGGAAAAAAGGAGUUCCUGGUCCUUCUGGGAAACCUGGCAUUCCCGGACUUCCAGGUCUUCCUGGACCGAAAGGCUUGCAAGGCUACCAUGGAGUAGACGGCAUGGCAGGAAACCCUGGAAAGCCUGGGAUACUGGGAAAACAAGGGCUUCCGGGUGUCACAGGCAGCCCAGGAAGAGCAGGACUGGCUGGAGCCCCAGGUCCUCGAGGAGGAAAAGGUUCAUCAGGCCCUCCCGGAAGCCCCGGUGUUCCGGGCCCAAAGGGUGAACAAGGGCUACCUGGUCAACCUGGAAUUCCAGGUAAAAGAGGUCAGCGAGGAGCACAAGGUGACCAAGGACUACAUGGAGACCCUGGUCUGAAAGGGCAGCCGGGAGAACAUGGGGACCAAGGGUUGACAGGUUUCCAAGGAUUCCCAGGCCCCAGGGGUCCGGAGGGGGAUGCUGGUAUUGUUGGAAUUGUAGGUCCUAAAGGUCCCACUGGGCAGAGAGGAAACACUGGCCCUCUGGGCAGAGAAGGUAUAAUAGGCCCGACAGGUGGAACUGGACCCAGAGGUGAAAAAGGCUUUAGAGGUGAAACUGGUCCCCAAGGACCAAGAGGACAACCAGGACCUCCUGGUCCACCCGGAGCACCUGGUCCAAGAAGACAAAUGGAUAUCAAUGCUGCUAUUCAAGCCCUGAUUGAAUCAAAUUCUGCCUUGCAGAUGGAGAGUUACCAGAAUACUGAAGUGACUUUAAUCAACCACAGCGCAGAGAUAUUCAAAACCCUGAGCUACCUUAGCAGUUUACUGAGCAGCAUCAAGAAUCCUCUUGGCACACGGGAUAACCCAGCACGGAUCUGCAAGGAUUUGCUCGGCUGUGACCACAAGGUUUCAGAUGGAAAAUACUGGAUUGAUCCAAACCUUGGAUGCUCUUCGGAUGCCUUUGAGGUUUUCUGCAACUUUAGUGCUGGUGGCCAGACAUGUUUAUCUCCUGUUUCUAUGACAAAGCUGGAGUUUGGAGUCGGCAAAGUGCAGAUGAACUUUCUUCAUCUGCUGAGCUCAGAAGCCACCCACACCAUCACCGUUCACUGCCUGAACACCCCGAGGUGGAUAAGCACACAGGCGGGCGCUCCAGGCUUGUCUAUCAGCUUCAAAGGAUGGAAUGGUCAGAUUUUUGAAGAAAACACUCUACUUGAACCUCAAGUCCUCUCAAAUGACUGCAAGAUUCAGGAUGGCAGCUGGCACUCGGCAAAAUUCCUUUUCCACACCCAGAAUCCUAAUCAGCUUCCCGUGACUGAAGUCCAAAGCCUUCCUCAUCUCAGAACUGAGCGAAAGCACUACUUUGAAAGCAGUUCCGUGUGCUUUCUCUGAGGCCUCUGCGGGGGCGCGGAAGCUGGGCUGCUGCUCAGGUAAUUGCAGAGGGAGAAGUGUAGACAGAAACGUGUGUCGUUAUGAAAUGUGCGAGGAAAAAGACGAGCUAAAUCUUCAGAACUCUCAGGAAGAAAAGAUUUCCUCCUAAGGAGAAACGGCAUUUUUUUUAAAGGACUAUGAUAAUGUAUUUAAUUCUCU